GGCAGAAAUAAGAGCUUACCUGGAGGGGCUCCUGUAAACACAAAGGCCGCUGCAGUCCCAAAAAGGGAACUACUUAUAGUCACACUGGCCCAGCAAAAACUGAAUUUCUUUUCAUCUAUUGUUGUUUGUUUGUUUUGGUUUCCAUAGUUAGUUAAGAGAGAGUCUUUAAAGGGGGAUGAUUCAAAUUAUUUUUUAUGUUAUUUGUUUUUACUUUCAUUUUCAGCAACGGCAAAUGCUCAGCCUGAACAAAGAGACCGGUUAAGCUGCUCUCCUGUUUCCCUGUUUCAGCCUCGAAUCUGACACUACAAAAAAAGAGGUACUAGAAGCUGAGCGUGUGCUGUGCUCUCACGCUGGGUUUGUGGUCACCUUGCUACAUGAGUCUGUCACAGGAUGUCUGUCAGCAAUUCGAUGAGACAUCUAAGAAGACCACAGAUGUUCCCCUUCCUUCUGCUUGAGAGCGAAGUAUACAGAAGGCAGCAGCAGUCACCUACGGAUCCAUUCAGGCGCACAGAAACAGAGAGAUGGAAACUUCUGAGCGGCCGGGGCGAAUUUCACGACGCCUCCAGGUGUCCCUGCUUCUACUCUGCCUGAGCAUUGCUGUGCAGUGGGAUGUGUGUGAAAGCCAGAGAGUCAUCGACAUAAAUAAAGGCCCUCUGUAUCGCGCAGCUGGCUACCCGCUGGAAAUCUUCUGCAAAGUCAGCAACGUGCCAAGCUACACUCGACAGCACUUUCAGUUCUCCAUCUAUAAGCCGGCCCAGCCCAACCAACCAAUCAACAUCAUCAGCACCAAAGACCCCAGCUUCGCCUAUGCCAAAUAUUCUACAAGAGUGAGAACCAAAGACAUCGAGAUUGAGCGGAAGAGUGAAUUCUCUGUUGUACUUCACAUAAAAAGCACGGACGAUUCGGAUGCAGGCGAAUAUGAGUGCUCCACCCCCAAUCUAGAUAGCUCAUAUUUCGGCAGUUAUGCUGAAAAGACCAAGAUAAACAUCAUUCAGGACACUCUGAGUGCCUCAUCUGAUGACACUGUCCUGUCCAAGAUGGAGGGAGAGUCACUCACGCUGGACUGCGAGGUGUCUACCCAAAGCUUCCAGCACACCCACCUGUCCGUCACCUGGUACCUGCAGGUGGCUGGGGACAGCCAGGCCCACCCCAUUAUCCACCUAGACUGGGAUUUUACCCUGAAGCCAGGGGAAGGCUUUGAGGACCGGUACCACACCGGCCUGCUCAGCUUCAAUAAGGUGGGUGGGACCACCUAUCGGCUGGCUCUGUCUAAGGUACAGGUGAACGACCAAGGCACCAUCUUUUGUGAGGGCAGUGAGUGGAUCCAGGAUCCUGACCUCUCAUGGUACAGACUGGCCUACAAAAGAACCAACGGAACAAGCCUCCAGAUCCAGCCAAUGACUGCUGAUCCAGACUUCUUUUCUGUGCGCUUGGAAACCCCUAAGGAGGGUAUCCGGGAGGGUGAACUUCUGAAGAUGAAGUGCACAGUGGAGGCACAGAAUCUUCCAGAUCGAUAUUUCACUGUGGCUUGGCUGCGACUUGGCAAGGAGGUGGCCCGUGUUGGCCCCACAGGAGUGCCCUCUGUCACCCAGGAUUAUGAACGCAGGGAGCAAGAAGGAGAGGUCAGCGUGGUGAAGAAGAGUGACAAGGAUUACAUGCUGUCCUUCAGGCCUGUCAGACAGCAGGACCAGGGGGAGUAUAAGUGCAAGAUCUGGAGGGUAGACAAGGGUAAAGGGGGAGCCUUCAUUCAGGGGCCGAGCAAAGAGUCCAAAGUGGAGGACGUGCAGAUCACUGUCACAGAAAGCAACUUGAUGGUAUCUUCAUCAAGCCUGACGGUGACUGCCAUCCACGGCAGUGUGCUGCAGGUCUCCUGCAAAGUGACAGGAGCUAAGGGACAGGUGUCUGUUACCUGGCAGCACAGGGAAGCCCAGGGACCCAUCAGUGAUGUCAUCACCCUGAACCAAAACGGAAUAAUGGAUCCCGGUCCGCGAUUCCAGCACAGGAUGGAAAUGGGGGACGUACAGGUCCGUCGUGUGUCAGCCAGCUCCUUCACGCUCGAGAUAGCCAAUGCACAGCCCACAGACUCAGGGACUUAUAAAUGCAUGGCAUCUGACUGGGUAACCGAUAGCAAUGGGAAUCUGAAAAAGGCUGACACCAAGUCCCUGGAUCUCGAAGCUACUGUGCGGCCUAUGACAUCCCUCAUACGUGCAUCUUUAAGUGGCCGCAAAGUUCAGGAAGCGAAGGAAAACGACACAUUAGAACUCAUCUGUAAAGUGAAGAGGCCCAAGAUACCUUUAUCAGUGACAUGGAAGUUUAAGUAUGACAAUGCAACGUCUGAAGAAGAAAUAGUGUCACUCCUGCAUACUGGUGAUAUAAGGUGGUUUAAAGAAAGCCAUACUUAUCAGCUAAAGGCAGAAGUUCAGGAGGAAGAAACCAGCUUCACACUGAAAAUAUACAGGGCCAGCAUCUCAGAGGCUGGCGUCUACCGAUGUGUCAUUGAGACAUUUUUAAGACAAGUGCAAGUGUCAUUGAAUUCCUCCAACCAUUUACAGGUGAUUGUUACACGACCAGUGAGCACCUUGUCCAUCACGAUGGGACCUUCAUCUCCCCUGAAGUAUAAUGCAAACUCGGAUGUUCUGAUGGAGUGUCGCAUCCUCAAGUCUACAGUCAACUCCAGCCGCUUUGCUGUCUCCUGGCUUGUCCAAAGGGAGGGAGAGAAACAACGCAUACUCAGUAUGGAUCAAGACACUGUCACCUCCGGGAUCCAAGGAGAGAAAAGGUUCAGCCUAAUGAGGAGUGAAGCCCAGCUGUACACACUGAUGGUCAGGCAGGCUAAGCCUUCUGAUAGCGGUCGGCACUACUGCCAGGUGACAGAGUGGCUGCAGGACCCACAAGGGGUCUGGUACGCGCUGUCCUCGCAAUCUGCCUCCGCGGAGCUCAACGUCACACUUCAACCAAGUGAAUUCAGACUGAUGAAAAACAACAUUGAGAUCUCAGUAACAGAAAACCACCCUGUGACUAUCAACUGCACCCUGGGUUCUGGCAGUACCACAUCCUUGUAUCACUAUUCCAUCACCUGGUACUUCAAUGAAGUCAACUCUUCAGCCAGAUUGGAGCUAGCAAAAUUUGGACCUCGAGGUGAACUGGACCCUGCAACUGUAAUACCAGAAGGGAUGUCUUUCUAUCGAACAGCCCUCGACACCUUCAGGCUGACCAUCCAGAAAGCCAGAGUUAAUGACAGUGGCAACUACUCCUGCUCGGUGGAAGAGCACCAACUAGGCCCAGAAAGCACCUUGCUGCUGAAGGCCUCCGAUGAGUCAGGAGUCACCAGAGUCAGUGUGCAGUCAACAGAACCCAAAGAGUUGCACUCUGGCCCCAGCUCCUCUUCAGUGUUCCUGGUUGUGUUUGGGGUCCUUGUGGUUAUCUUGAUCAUCGUGAUUGUGGUCCUGUCUCACAUGCUACACCGCCAGUCCGCUGAAAUGAAGAGGAAGAAGGGGUCCCUGUGGACUGAGAGCCAACCCUUGAAGCCACAGCCAGAGCUGUAAACCCGGAACUGUCCCCCAGUACACAUCCAGGUCUUGUCCUCCACAGGGCAAUUUCUCAGGGAUUGCUCAAUGAGUUUUUUAUUCUGUUUUUGAUGUUUUUGUUAUGUUUUAGUUGAUUAAUGUCUUGCACUAUGAAUCAAUAUUUAAAAUGUGGGCUAUCAAUGAAAAUCAUCCACUAUAAACUCUGAAUAAUAUUACAAUGCUUUCUACUUGAAUGUCUAAUUUAACUAUUAAAGUAAAAGUAGGAGGUGGCAUGGUGGUGCAGUGAUUAGCACUGUUGCCUCAUACCUCUGGGACCCGGGUUCAAGUCUCCACCUGGGUUACAUGUGUGUGGAGUUUGCAUGUUCUCCCCAUGUCGUCGUGGGGUUUCUUCUGGGCACUCUGGUUUCCCCCCACAGCCCAGAAACAUGCUGAGGCUAAUUGGAGUUACUAAAUUGCCCGUAGGUGUGCAUGUGUGAGUGAAUGGUGUGUGAGUGUGCCCUGCGAUGGGCUGGCCCCCCAUCCUGGGUUGUUCCCUGCCUCAUGCCCAUUGCUUCCGGGAUAGGCUCCGGACCCCCCGCGACCCAGUAGGAUAAGCAGUUUGGAAAAUGGAUGGAUGGAAGUAAAAGUAUUUUUCAAAUUUCAAUGCACAUUUUACAAAGAAUGAUUUGUGAAACUUAUGUACAUAGAACUGUACAUAUAGCAUAUUCAGCAUCAGAAAAUAGGACAUCUAUGGUCUUCUCACUGCUUUGGUAACCAAACCACAGAAUGCAUCUUCUAGAUAAAUGUCAGCAGUAGUGUGAAAACCAACUAAUGCUAAGGAAAAAGCAGAGACACCUCUGUUCAAAGAGAAAUUACAAAAGUACUUUGGAUGAAGUUCCCAUUUUAAUGCUUUGCUAUGUGUGAUUAAAAGAAAUGCACCCCUUGUUUUCUAUAUUUUUGAAGAGCCACUGAACUUGUACAACUUCUUAUCUAAUUUCAAACUGUUACAUGAUUGAAUGAAACAUGAACAGUUUAAUCAACAUGAGCACUUUUACUUCUCUUUGUUAGAAUCAAAGUACUGAGUUUGUUGAGUGUUUGAAUGUGCUAGUGUGACUGUAUUGAUACCCUUAAUGUUGCAUUUUUUAUAAAUGCACAGGACAGUAUUUUAUGACGUGGUAUUUUGGGGGUUUUUGUACAUUGUUUAUUUUAUGAAGACAAUGUUCAGGAAAACAUCAGAAAAACAGAAACAUAAAAUUUCAUCUGCUUUUUCUUUUUUUUAAUGUGACAACUUUCCUGUUGAUAUUGCUGCACAGGGAGAGAGAGAGUUAAAAUACCAGCUUUGUGUACCUGUAUUCUAGUAGCUGUUAAAAUGAAGCUAAUGCAAAAAAUAAAUGGAGAAUGGUUAUUUUAAA
Molecule: messenger RNA, 4918 nt
Organism: Brienomyrus brachyistius
Lineage: Eukaryota; Metazoa; Chordata; Actinopteri; Osteoglossiformes; Mormyridae
Product: immunoglobulin superfamily member 3-like
Exons: 9
Coding region: 522-3545 (1007 amino acids)
Source: RefSeq, a predicted model, not a curated record